AUGUAAUAAUAUCCAAUCACAACCUUCACUAAGUAUUCAGAUAACUUUUAUUAAUACUCUACACGAUAUACUCCAAAUAAAUUUACAGAUUGGCAUAAAAAAUAUGAACCUAAACACAAACUUGAUUGUUAACUUGAUAUUAAAUUCCAAACUCAAUCCAUUCUUAACUAAAAUUAUUUUAAAAAUACUAAAAAUAGGUAAUCCUAAACUAAUAUACCAAAAUCAGAUAUCAAUCAAUUUCAUUCAUUCAAUCAAGAGAUUAAAUCUCCACUUAAAAAUAAUUAUGAUUUUGAUAAUUAUAUUCGUAGAGUCAAAACUAGAUUAAACUUGAAAAUAUGA
Paramecium sonneborni is the source of this 339-nucleotide messenger RNA. The record is from the annotation of a GenBank genome assembly. NCBI's taxonomy places the organism in Eukaryota, Ciliophora, Oligohymenophorea, Peniculida, Parameciidae.